Leguminivora glycinivorella is the source of this 1550-nucleotide messenger RNA. Its product is annotated as protein takeout-like. The record is from RefSeq and is a predicted model, not a curated record. NCBI's taxonomy places the organism in Eukaryota, Metazoa, Arthropoda, Insecta, Lepidoptera, Tortricidae. The transcript has 5 exons. The coding region runs from base 185 to 931 and encodes 248 amino acids.
AGUCGACUCGAGUCCAGAAUAGCAGGGCGGUUGGACAAUCACGCGUGUCCUUAGGUUGAGUGGUAGAGAGGUGGGCCGCGCGCGGCGGGCGCACAGUGCCGGCCGUCGACGCGCCCGGGCUGGCUGAGACCGCGACUACGCACGCCGGCGCCGCUGACCCAGCGCGAACCUCAGCACCAGCACUAUGGCUAUGGCGAUCGACAUGUUGCCCGCUGCCGUACUUUUAAUAGCGCUGCAUUUCGUAGCGGCUGAAAUUCCAUCUUACAUAAAGAUUUGCCAACGCAAUGACCCCAACGUGGACAAAUGCAUCAUGAACUCCGUGGACGAGUUGCGCCCAAAAAUAUCUAAGGGCAUUCCCGAGCUGGACGUGCCGGGCAUCGAGCCGCUGAGCCUGGGCCAGAUCGCGCUGGCGCGCGGCCCACAGGGCGCCAAGCUCACCGCCGUCGUCAACGACGUCAAGGUGCAGGGGCCCAGCAACUUCAUCAUACAGACACUUAAGUCUGAUUUGAACAAGAACCGGUUCGAUUUCAAGCUGCUGCUGCCGCGGCUGGACUUCCACGGCAAGUACAAGAUGGACAUCCAGGUGCUGCUGCUGCGGCUGCAGGGCCGCGGUAAUAUCACGGGCACAUUCAAAGACUACGCGUGCAACGUGACGAUGCGCGGGCACAAGGAGACGCGCGGCGCCGACGAGUACCUCAAGUUCGACCCGUUCAAGGUGAAGCUGCGCGUCGGCGAGUCCUCCAUCUACCUCACGAACCUGUUCGACGGCGACCCCGUGCUCGGGCCCGCCACCAACCGCGUCAUCAACGACAACUCGCAGCUCUUCCUAGAGGAGAUCCGCCCCGUGCUCGAGCGCUCUCUCGCGGACCUCUUCACAGAGAUGGCCAACAAGAUCACUUCCAAAUUCACCUACAAGGAACUCUUCCCAUAGCGACGGGGACCACGCUCUAACCUAGGGCUUUAGCUAAUUAGUUGCUUAUGAAAGAUGUGAUCUUUAACUAUAUUUAACGUAUUUACUUACUUAAUUAAUAGUAUAGAAGGAAUCAAAUAAAAAGUUAGUUUAAUAUAAAAUUUGUUAGGUUACGUUUUUAUGUGUCUCGAUCUACAUAGUCGAAGACAGGUACUAUAGAAUACAUUACUUUGCACAGUUUACUUAUACUUCACGCGUUUAAAAAUGUCCCUGUAGUUUUUUUUUUACAUGAAGCAGCUGGCAAAAUUAAACUGUUAGCAACGUGACAUUUUAGUGAUAUUAUAUGAGGUAAAAGCAUACGAGUAAUACUUCUUGAAUUAUUUUGUUAAAGUUGAUUUGGAUGAACUGUCAUGGGUAUCAUAAUUCGACGCGUGAACCUAAACCUAAACUUACCUAUUUAUUGAGUUAGUUUUUUGGUGGUUUGUAGUAUAAUUGAAUACAGAAUAUUGGUAGAAGCAAAUAAGAUUCUAUUGUUAUUGUAUUAUUCUUUAAGCAGUUUAAGGAACUUAUUUAUAAUUAGGUAAUUCAUAAAUUGAUGUCAAAAUAUUUUUAGUGAAAUAAAUGCAGUUUUUUUCUCAGA